CUCUCCUCCCUCCUCAGCAUCCUCCUCACUUCCUUCCCUUGCUGCUUCUAGUACCGUUUUCUCUCUCUGUGUGUGUGUGUGUGUGUGUGUGUGUGUGCUCGUUUCUUCUUCUUUUUUUUUUUUUUUGUAUCUUAAUGAGUUUGUUUUGCAGGCUAUGACAGAGAAAAACCAGUGUUACCCAGGAUUCCAGCAUUCCUUCUUUUUCCACAUCUUCCAGUGUGAUCUCUGGGGCUUUGAAAGCCCAUCUUGUGAGUGAGUGCCUUCCACCGUUGUUGUUUCAGAGUUGUUUUAAGGCUUUGCCCUGCAAGCACCAGAAGAGAACUCAUAAAAAGGAAGCCAACAGCAGAUGCAAUCGCGGAUGUGGCUUAGUCCUUGCAGCUGCCCCAGAGAGCUGUUGGGAGCGUACGGUCCUCAGUAAUGAAUCCAGAAGAGCGCAUCGUGACAUGGCUUAUCUCCUUGGGAGUUUUAGAUUCCCCCAAAAAGACCAUCUGUGAUCCCGAAGAGUUCUUGAAGUCCUCACUGAAAAAUGGGGUAGUGCUGUGCAAACUGAUGAACAGACUUCGUCCUGGAUCUGUACAAAAGUACUGUCUGGAGCCCCAGACCGAAGCCGACUGCAUCCACAACAUCAGCGAUUUCUUGAGAGGAUGCACAGACCUGCAUGUGGAGGUAUUUGAUCCUGAUGACCUUUAUUCAGGGGUCGAUUUCUCCAAGGUUCUGAGCACUCUUUUAGCUGUCAACAAGGCCACAGAAGAUCAGCUGUCAGAGAGACCAUGUGGACGUUCCUCUUCUCUUAGUGCUGCUACUAGUUCUCAGACAACCCCCCAGGGAACUGUUUCUAGCACAGCGCCAGGACUGCAAAGGCAGUCAAGGGCAGUGGAGAUGACGGAAAAUGGAAGUCACCAGUUGAUAGUGAAGGCGAGGUUCAACUUUAAGCAGACUAAUGAAGAUGAACUGUCAGUCUGUAAAGGGGACAUCAUUUACGUCACUAGAGUUGAAGAAGGAGGCUGGUGGGAAGGCACAUUAAAUGGGAAAACAGGCUGGUUCCCUAGUAACUAUGUGCGAGAAAUUAAAUCCAGUGAGAGACCUCUCUCCCCCAAGGCUGUCAAAGGAUUUGAAUCUACUCCACUUACCAAGAAUUACUAUACUGUGGUUUUACAGAACAUCUUGGACACCGAAAAAGAUUAUGCUAAAGAACUCCAGUCUCUUCUUGUUACGUAUUUAAGACCUCUGCAGUCCCAUAGCAAUCUGAGUACUGUGGAGUUUACAUCUUUAUUGGGAAACUUCGAGGAAGUCUGUACAUUUCAACAAACUCUCUGUCAAGCCUUGGAAGACUGUUCAAAGUUUCCAGAAAACCAGCACAAAGUAGGAGGGUGUUUACUAAACCUCAUGUCUCACUUUAAGUCCAUGUAUCUGGCCUACUGUGCAAAUCAUCCUUCGGCUGUAAAUGUACUUACUCAGCACAGUGAUGACCUGGAACAGUUUAUGGAAAGCCAAGGUGCCACGAGCCCAGGAAUCCUCAUUUUAACCACAAGCCUCAGCAAACCAUUCAUGCGACUGGAAAAGUAUGUUACUCUCCUGCAGGAGCUGGAACGGCAUAUGGAGGACACACAUCCAGAUCAUCAGGAUAUUCUGAAAGCAAUUCUAGCAUUCAAAACACUCAUGGGGCAAUGCCAAGACCUAAGAAAGAGGAAGCAGCUGGAGUUGCAGAUACUUUCAGAACCUAUUCAAGCAUGGGAAGGGGAGGACAUUAAAACUUUAGGAAAUGUGAUUUUCAUGUCACAAGUAAUUGUGCAAUAUGGGACAUGUGAGGAAAGGGAGGAGCGCUACCUUAUGCUAUUUACAAAUGUCUUGGUGAUUCUCUCUGCAAGUCCUCGGAUGAGUGGCUUUAUCUAUCAGGGAAAAGUACCAAUAGCAGGAAUGAUGGUGACCAGAUUAGAUGAAAUUGAAGGGAAUGAUUGCACAUUUGAAAUCACAGGCAACAUAGUAGAGAAAAUUGUGGUCCACUGCAACAACAGCCAGGACUUCCAGGAAUGGCUGGAGCAGCUCCAAAGACUCAUCAGAGGACCCAUGCCUGGCAGUUCGCUUUCCAAAACAUCAUCCUCAUCUUGCAGCACUCAUUCUUCUUUUAGUUCUACUGGACAGUCCCGAGGACCCUUGGAGCCUCCUCAAAUUAUAAAACCGUGGAGUUUAAGUUGUCUGCGACCGGCACCUCCACUUAGACCAUCAGCAGCACUAGGUUAUAAAGAGAGGAUGUCUUAUAUCUUAAAGGAGUCAAGUAAAAGUCCCAAAACAAUGAAGAAGUUUCUCCAUAAACGAAAGACGGAAAGAAAACCAUCAGAGGAGGAGUAUGUGAUUCGGAAAAGUACUGCUGCCUUGGAAGAGGAUGCUCAGAUUCUUAAAGUGAUUGAAGCCUACUGCACCAGUGCCAACUUCCAGCCAGCUCAUGGCUCCACCACUCGCAAAGAUUCAGUUCCACAAGUCUUACUUCCCGAGGAAGAGAAACUCAUCAUUGAAGAAACCAGAAGCAAUGGACAGACCAUCAUCGAAGAAAAGAGCCUCGUUGACACUGUGUAUGCCUUGAAGGAUGAAGUCAAAGAACUGAAACAGGAGAAUAAACGAAUGAAGCAAUGUCUGGAGGAAGAACUGAAAUCUAGACGCGACCUGGAGAAGCUGGUCCGGAGACUGCUGAAGCAAACUGAUGAGUGUCUGCGGGCUGAGUCCAGUAACAAGACUUCCAUUCUGCAGUAACUGCCACUGUGCUUCUGGGCAGUGUAUCUUCCUGUCAUCUUGAAAUGUCCAGCUGAAUAAUUUGACUCAGUUCACUCACUUUGGUCUUUAUUUUGUAUCUCCCCCUCCCACAACCUGCACACAGUUUGCUUUGAAUGCUUGUUGUCCAAUUAUGGGUUGAUUUUUUCCUCCAACAAAGUAAAAAAAUAAGAGGUGGUGAUCAUCCCCCAACAAAGUAAAAAAUAAGAGGUGGUGAUCAGAGUUGCCCCAGAGCCAAUUCCAUUCAGUUAGAAAAGAAAAAGUGGACACAGCAAAUGAAUUCUCUGGUGUCCAGAUGACCUUCAAUUCAUAGGGCCUCUGCAGGAACUAUUCCUUUCAGGUCAGUCUCAAUGGACUCCCUGCCAUCCCAGAGUGGCUGACUACGGCUUAUUAAGUGUGAACUAGACUCCCCCACACCCAUCCUUUAGCUGUACCUGGAAUCCCCUUAGUACCUAAGUUACCGAAGGAAAAGCUUCUUGAGCAUACAAUUCACACAUUUGCCUACUGAUCCAGCUACCCUUCCCUCCAUCAUUGCGUGCUACUCCUCAAUGCAAACUAUUUUUUAAAGAAAUCUUUAAUUUUUUAAAUGGGUUUUAUUUUAAUGAAAGAGAGAGAGAGAGAGAGAGAAGAGAGAGAGAGAGAGAGAGGCAAACCAGAGCAUUGAUCAGCUCUGGCUAUGGUGGUAUGGGUGAAUGUUUGUGGGGGGUUUGAACCUGGGACCACAGAGCCUCAGGUAUGAAAGUCUUUUUGCAUAGCCACUCUGCUAUCUCUGCCAUCUUGCAAUGCAUACUUAAAAAAAAAAAGAAAUUACUGCCCUGUGUUGCCUUUAAGAUCAGGAAGAGCACCCUUUUGUCCUCUUGUGCUUGGUUUACCUUUGAACUUUGUGGAGCUGCAGCUGUAGUCAUCCACGUGAACACCAAAUCCAUCAGCAAAUUGCGCAGGACACCAUCCCUCCAGAGUUGGCAUCUCUUCCCCGUGUGUGAUGGACUAUUUUCCUAGCCUUUCUGCCUCAUGUUAAAUGCUAUCCUUCCUCAGUACUUCCAGCCAAUCACAACAAGCAGCAUGCAAACUAAUACGUGUGUGCUUUGCUUCCUUGUCCAAAGUAUAAACUGUGAGCAGUUCCUUUAUCUACACUGCAUUUUCAAUGACCACAUCUCAUUCUACGAGACAGUCUACAUUGAGGAGACACUGGGCCCCAGUAGACACCUUAAGUCACUUGAUUGCUUUCCCGUUUAUGCCGUGAGAGGUUGCAUUCGGGUUCUUGAGCCUCUCUGAAUAUUUCUUCAAGGAUAAUGUGCAGCAGUGUGCUGUUGGGUCACUUCAUGUAUCUGAAAGAAAGCGUCCCUCUGAUAGCUGUGUGCUGGUUACUAGUGAAACUGAUCAUAUGGUACUGGUUUUGCUCAAACUAUCAUCUUUCUAAGUAACUCAGAAAUUAAAAACUUCUAUAUACCUGGAUUAGGAGAGAGUUCCAGAAGGUCAGUGCACAUUCAGUCUUAGUACAGUGGAAAGGCAAUCUCCUCUCUCCCAAAUAACAGGUGACAUUUAACAGGGGAAGGUUAUUGAAAAGAGAGACCCUGGGCCAACAUACUGAACAAACUUGUCUUCAGAUGCGGUUGAUAGGUGCCUAUAAAUGUGGGGUUCGGAAGUAUUUUAGAAACCAAACAUGGAGGUUGAAAUCACCAAUUUGCUGAGAAGCCCUUAAUCUUUCUAGUCCUGGGUGGGGGGUGGAGGGUGUCUCAAAGGGGACCACUGAUUCCUUGGUGCUCCAAAGAAUGUCACCACCCACAGGAAGUAGCCUGUCCAUGCAGUUCACCAUCCGUCCAAGCACACUCAACCAUGUUUGAAAGCUGAGAAGUGAAAAUUUCUAAGGAUGCCUGCUACUCUGCUUUUUAUUAAGCAUAGCAGUUUAGAUAUGCCAUCCUUAACCCCCGAAUUAGAACCAACAACACAGAUCUUAGCACUUGCCCUGCCUGUGGUUAGUCAGUGACUUGCAGUAAAUGUGCAAACUAUAUUCAUAAGAAUCAUUUCUGUGAUUGCAAAAUACUUUAGUUGAUAAGGAGUAAGACUGCUUAAAAUAUUGAAAGGCCUUUAUUUUUCAAGUGACGUGUAUAUAAGCAUGCUUUGGGGACUUGGGCCUUGUGACAAAGGGCCCUUGGUACUGUGGGUAAUGAAGCUUGUGCAGAGUGGUGUCCACACUCGCACACUAAACAUUAAUAUAAAUGAAAUGAAGCCAUGUUAAGCUGAGAGCAGUGUCUCCAUAGUUGAGUCAUUUACAGUCCUCUGUAAGUGGGCUCCUAUUAUCCUGUAAUGAAACUGCUGCCCUUAGAGGCCUUUCAGUUCCAUUUCUGUUAUGCCCCUUCUUACAUAAGCUCAGAUUUUCUAACGUUUUUAUUUUGAAGACUUUUAAAAUGAACAUUUUCAAUAAAUAAGAAUGACAGUGCUUUAUAAAAUAA
Molecule: messenger RNA, 5219 nt
Organism: Erinaceus europaeus (western European hedgehog)
Lineage: Eukaryota; Metazoa; Chordata; Mammalia; Eulipotyphla; Erinaceidae
Gene: ARHGEF6
Product: Rac/Cdc42 guanine nucleotide exchange factor 6
Exons: 22
Coding region: 418-2748 (776 amino acids)
Biological process (GO): intracellular signal transduction
Molecular function (GO): protein binding; guanyl-nucleotide exchange factor activity
Source: RefSeq, a predicted model, not a curated record